Microdochium trichocladiopsis is the source of this 1119-nucleotide messenger RNA. RefSeq lists its product as uncharacterized. The transcript is spliced from 2 exons. NCBI's taxonomy places the organism in Eukaryota, Fungi, Ascomycota, Sordariomycetes, Xylariales, Microdochiaceae. The coding region runs from base 133 to 1050 and encodes 305 amino acids. The record is from RefSeq and is a predicted model, not a curated record.
UGCGACCCUGCGACAUAGUAAGCAGACCGACUAUAGCUUGGCCACCGCACAAAACUCUAGGCAAGUCGUGCCUCGCACUGCCUGAUUGCUCUCGUGAGAACAACCUAGACAGCAACCCCAAACUUCACCGUCAUGGCACGAGUGAAAACAGCAAUCGUCUCGCCGGGCGAGCCAGAUCCUCAGACCAAGGCUGUUUAUGGCUCAGGAACGACCAUACUCCGCAUCGGCAAUGGAGGAGCCGGUGCCACAGGUCUCCUCGAGGCGCUUUGCGUCGACUAUCUUUCAACUUUACCCUCGCCAGCCUCGAUAACCUGGGUGGCCAACCACUCCCGCCACACCCAGCUCGCCCUGAUGUAUGACUACAUUGACAUCGCUCUGACAUACGAGCGCAAGGAGGAAGCACUAGCCGAGGCGGAAGGCUGGUCCGUUACCCACGGCCCAGUGUUCCACGACCACUUUUGCAUCGUGGGGCCUGUGUCUGAUCCCGUGGGGAUUCGCUCGGCGCGUUCGCCGCACGAGGCCCUCGCCAUGAUUGCGCGGAGUCGGCACCUCUUCCACAGUCGGCGAGACGGUUCAGCGACGAUGUGGAAAGAGGAAGACCUCUGGAGCUACUGUGGGCUCAAGCCCUGGACCGACGACGCCGAGAACGGGGACUGGUUCAAGAAGUCACACCUGCCUCCAGCAGAGGCGCUGAUCGGGGCGGACCAGGCAGGCGCCUACCUCGUCACUGACCGGUCCACGCUCCUCCGGCAGACUGGGCUGCGGACAAUCAGCAACUCGACUGUCUUCUUCGAGCCGACGUCCGAGUACCACUAUUUCAUGAACAGCUGCUGUGCACUGUCCUCGCCGUCCGCCUCUCCAGAGACGAAGAAGCAUGUCGCCAAGUUUAUAGAAUAUCUCAAGUCACCACGCGGGCAGAAGGUAGUUGCGGGCUAUGGCAUUGGCGACGGCUGGGCCUUGUUCGCCACCCUGGAGGAAAAGUACGCAAAGGCCAUGCUGAGGCGCGGACGGCCCAAGGAUGGACGAUGGGUCAUGCCAUCGGCGUUGUGAGGGUUUAUUUAUGAUGGCUCUCUUCAUAGUCUAGCAAUUGCAAUUGCACCUGUUCGCUUUUCCUCUCGA